CCUUCACGGCUCCACUCCCAUUUGUCUCACAGCAAAAACCUCUGAAACGAAAAAUUCAUCUGAGGAAAACAUAUAUAAUUUGAGAAAGAACCUUUUAUUUGGAGGAUUUGAAGUUGAAUUUGGUGUUAUAUAUGGUGUCAGUGUGCCGGAAUCCAGUGCCGGGUCAUGAUUUUUAUUCCUACAAUUACAUGGAUCGGAAUUCGACGAAGAUGGGUCUGACGGCGAUGAAUAAUGCUGUUAACAAUUUAUCGAUACCGGCGGCAAGUGGGAAUGCGGGUCCGGGUGUGGAGGACCAGAAUAAGAAGGUCCGGAAGCCGUAUACUAUAACCAAGUCUAGAGAGAGCUGGACAGAGCAGGAACAUGACAAAUUCCUCGAAGCCCUUCAACUAUUUGAUCGUGACUGGAAAAAGAUUGAAGCAUUUGUGGGGUCAAAGACAGUUAUUCAGAUUCGUAGCCAUGCUCAGAAAUAUUUUCUGAAGGUCCAGAAGAAUGGAACAAGUGAACGUGUACCUCCUCCACGUCCUAAGAAAAAAGCAGCGCAUCCUUAUCCACAAAAAGCUCCCAAAAAAGUUGUGUCUCAAGUCACUGGAGCAUUGCGGUCUUCAGCUGCUAUGCUAGAAACUGGAUAUGUUGUGAGGCCGGAUUCAUUGUCAGCACCUGGAAAUGCAAUUAGUGGUGCAGCUUUAUCGCCUUGGACUUGUAAAGUUCCUCCAGCAGGCAAUGUUUCACACAUGUCAAGAGAUGAUAUGAGAACAGCCAAUUUUACAGUGACACAUAAUUAUAGCAGUAGCAGUAAUGAAAGCACUACUCGGCUGUGGCCCAAAAAUGAAUCAAAUCCCCAAGUAAAGGAGAAACAAAACCCGCCAACAAAAGUUAUGCCUGAUUUUGCUGAAGUCUACCGCUUUAUUGGUAGUGUCUUUGACCCUAAUGCAAGUGAUCACAUGGAAAGACUGAAGAAGAUGGACCGCAUAAAUGUUGAAACGGCGGUGAUGUUGAUGAAGAAUCUAUCUGCAAAUUUGAUGAGCCCUGAAUUUGAGGAUCAUAGGAGGAUGUUUUCAUCAUACGGUGUUGGCAUCGAGAAAGAUAACUUUGAUAGCCCUUUGAAAAAUCUUCAAGUUGACAAAGUUGGGAAAGCAAUUCCAACCGCAUAGAAAGGGAGGUGAAGGUUCAUUCGCAGUUUCAUAAGGUUUCCAUUUUCCACUGCUUAUUUCAGGUCUACUGAAGAAUAUGGAAGGUGAAGAUCCGGGCUCGUAUUGCUAUGUACCUGUCAUGUAUAUCCGCAGUUUUUCUGCUCCAUGUCCUGUUGUAUACAUGUAAAAACAGUGAAAAGGAAUGGUCUGUUCUUGUGGGUCCCCUGAGACAAAUUUAUAGAAACUAGUAUGUACAGAAAUUUUAGGCAGUUUCGAUCUCGUGUGUAUAUGUUAGAAUUCUUGUUUUGCUCACUAAUAGGUGUUGUGGAGAUGUACAAGGGUGUUUUCUUGAGGUUUUGUUGAACUAGUCGAGAUCAACUGGCUUUUGACAGUUUUGUAAGCGUGUGAGUUACAUAAGAAGUUGGUUUGUUACACGAUC
This is a messenger RNA of Olea europaea var. sylvestris, 1569 nucleotides long. Its product is annotated as protein REVEILLE 6-like. The transcript is spliced from 8 exons. Bases 132 to 1151 code for a protein of 339 amino acids. The record is from RefSeq and is a predicted model, not a curated record. Gene Ontology annotation, molecular function: DNA binding. Lineage: Eukaryota; Viridiplantae; Streptophyta; Magnoliopsida; Lamiales; Oleaceae.